CGGCGCUGGAGGACGAUGGUGGCUGAGCUGCUGGGGGCGGAGGCUCCGUAGCCCCCGCGGAAAAGGAGCCCGGCGGCGCCUGCCCAGCCGAGCCGAGGAUGGAGAACCGGCCGGGGUCCUUCCAGUACGUCCCGGUGCAGCUGCAAGGGGGGGCGCCCUGGGGCUUCACCCUGAAGGGGGGCUUGGAGCACUGCGAGCCGCUCACGGUGUCGAAGAUUGAAGAUGGAGGCAAGGCGGCCUUGUCCCAGAAGAUGCGGACUGGUGAUGAACUGGUGAAUAUCAAUGGCACUCCAUUGUAUGGCUCCCGCCAAGAGGCCCUCAUCCUGAUCAAAGGCUCCUUCAGGAUCCUCAAGCUGAUUGUCAGGAGGAGAAACACCCCUGUGAGUAGGCCGCACUCAUGGCAUGUGGCCAAGCUAUUGGAGGGGUGCCCUGACGUGGCCACCACCAUGCAUUUCCCUUCUGAAGCCUUCAGCUUGUCCUGGCAUUCUGGUUGCAACACAAGUUGCAUGAGUGUACAGUGGUGCCCCCUCCCGCAUUGCAGCACUGAGAAAAGCAGCCCAUUGGCAUGGAGAGCCUGAACAGCAGGCCAAGCUACCCACGAUGGCCACCUCUUACCCAUUGAGCAGAACAUGUACCCCAGCCAGCGUGACUCAGCCUACAGCUCUUUCUCAGCCAGCUCAAAUGCCUCUGACUGUGCCCUUUCCCUUAAGCCAGAGGAACCACCCUCUACAGACUGUGUCAUGUCAGCCCCAGGGCCGACUAAAGUCACUGAUGACCAAGCUAAUGUAUCUGAGACCUCAGGAAGUAGCCAUAGUACCAGUGGGGGCCACAUGACCUCCACUUCCCAUGCAUCAUCCUGCUCAGAAGAAGGGCACCACUCAGGACCUGCCAAGAUGGUGCGGGGUCCACCAGAGCCUCCAGUGAGGCGGGACAGCCUUCAGGCCUCUAGAGCCAAAUCUCUCAAUGGAGAGCAGCAUCCAUCUGAACCUGUGGACUUAACAAAGGAAAACCCAGCCUUAGAGACAAUGCUGCCCCCAAGGAGCUCUAACCAGUUCUGCUGCAUUAGUGGGCAAGACCAGGUGACAGGUGAGGACCACCAGAACUGUGAGCUCAGCAAGCCUUCUGAAUCCAGCCAGGAUGACUGUGAGCAUCUACUGAUAGAGGGCUCCUCCAAAGCUCUUGAUUCUCCAAAGGCCCAUGACAAAGGUUCCAACAAAGAGUUCGGCCUGCUUAAGGAGGCUUCAGCAGAUCUGGCUAACACUUUGUCUUUUGGUGCCAUCCCGCACCUCCGAGGAAGCAUAGAACAUCGCCAUAGUGCUCCUGAACAGCUGUUGGCAUCCCACUUGCAGCAGAUGCACCUUGAUUCCAGAGGCAACAAGGGGAUGGAGUUGCCGACUGGGCAGGAUGGACACCAGUGGACCAUGUCCCCUUUGCACAACAACCCUAAAGGGAAGAAAAGUCCAGGUCUCCCCACAGGAAGUACCCAGGACCAGACCAGCAAAGAAAGGAAGACCAAGCCCACAGAUGAUAAGCUGAUGGUUUCUGUACACCAGAGCCAAAGUGAUGCCCUACUUGGAGAGGUCGAUGGACACCCAUCAGAACGAACUUACCUAGACUCAAACCGAGCAAGCAGAGCAAGCAGUGACUCGACUAGCCAGCAGCCCUCUGCCACUUGCUCCCCUGUUCAACAAACCAGAGACUUCUUUUCAGCCAAUAAAGUAGUUGGUCACACUGAAGCAACUGAAGAAGGUGACAAUGAGCCUAAGGAAGGUGGCCGAUUGGGUGGCAGAAGAAGCGGAGGCCCCCGAGGUCGCUCCAUCCAAAACCGACGGAAGAGUGAGAGGUUCGCUACCAAUCUACGGAAUGAAAUUCAGAGGAGGAAAGCCCAGCUCCAGAAAAGUAAGGGCCCCUUGUCACAAUUGUGUGACACUAAGGAAGAUGUGGAAGAGACCCAAGAGCCUCCAGAAAGCCCUCCACUCCCUGCUUCUAACUCAUCUCUUCUCCCUUCAUAUAAGAACGUCCCUAGCCGUGGAGAUCAGCCCUUUAACAAAAGCAUGAUUCUCAGGGCUAGAUCUUCAGAAUGCCUCAGCCAAGCCUCAGAGAGCUCUAAAGCGAGGGUAGGCUUAGAGGGAAGAAUGAGCCCUGGCCAGAGGUCUGGCCAGUCUUCUUUGGCCCUGAACACAUGGUGGAAGGCAUCUGACUCAUCCACCUUAGACACUGAGAAAGCAAAUGCUCACCACGGGGUCUGUAGAGGUCAUUGGAGAUGGUCUCCAGAACAUAACGCACAGCCACAGGUGGCACUAUCCACAGAGGGUCCUUCCAACCCAGAUGACAACAAAGAAUUGAAGAUGCCUACUCCUCAGGCUGGGGAUGAAGCCGUCCUCAUGCCAUUUGCAGACAGAAGAAAGUUCUUUGAAGAGAGCAGCAAAUCUUUAUCUACAUCUCAUUUGCCAGGCUUAACCACUCAUAACAAGCCAUUUAUCCAGAGAUCAAAACCUAUAGAUCAAAACUUCCAGUCAGUGAGCUAUAGGGAAUUAAGAUGUCAUCCUAUGGACCAAUCAUAUCAUUCUGCAGACCAACCAUACCAUGCUGCCGACCAAUCAUAUCAUUCCUUGUCACCACUUCAGUCAGAAGCUCCCACUUACCCAGACUGCUUUGCUCCCAAAGGCGUAGAUAAUUCCCUGUACUGUAAGCCACUGCACCAUGGGGAUUAUGAUUACCACAGGACCUGUUCUCAUCCCUGCAGUGCUCAGGGAACUGUAAUGCAUGAUCCUUGCAUUUGCUGUUCUGGAGAAAUUUGCCCUGCCUUGCUAAAGAGAAAUUUGUUGCCAAAAUGCCACAACUGUAGGUGUCACCAUCACCAAUGCAUCCGGUGUACAGGUUGCUGUCACAGUCCUCAGCAUGGUGCCCAUGAGGACAGCAGUAUGGCAUCUGGCAAUGCUUGGAAAUCCAGGAAGGCAGCCAUACAGGAAUUUCCUGUGGACAAGUGGAAGCCAAUAACAGGAAACAGGAAAACUAGUCAUUCCGGGAGGGAAAUGGCUCAUUCUAAGGCCAACUUGUCAUUGUCUGCUCCCUUCCGGCCUCACAUUGAGAACUCAGCACUGGACUUGUCAAACUACCGAACAGUCUCUUCGCUUGACCUCCUUGGAGACUUCCAACAUGCCUCGAACACACCAGAGGAAUCUUCAGUUUAUGAGGAGGAGAGCGCCGCUGCCUCCAUGCCCCGCCCACUGCGGAGCCGAGCCUUCUCUGAGAGUCACAUCAGUUUAGAGCCACAAAACACCCGGGCCUGGGGAAAACAGCAGAGGGAAUCAUUUAGUAAAGGCAGUGAGACUCAGCCAGAUACUCUUGGGGCCCGAAAGAAGGCCUUUCCUCCCCCUCGCCCUCCUCCUCCCAACUGGGAAAAAUAUAGGCUCUUCCGUGCAGCGCAGCAGCAGCAGCAGCAGCAGCAGCAGCAGCAGCAGCAGCAGCAGCAAUGUGAAAAGGAAGAAGAGGAGGAGAAGGAGCAAGAGGAGGAGGGAGAGAAAGAGGAGGACCUACCGCCCCAGUAUUUUAGUUCAGAAACCACUGGAUCAUGUGCCCCUAUUACAGAGGAGCAGCCACAGUCCCUGAAGAUGGGCCACCAGGAAGCCUCAAGGCAGAGUUCACAGAGCCUCCAAGAGCAAGAGGCCUAUGCUGUGCAUCCCAGCAAUUUUGUGCCUGCAGUAAGGGGCUGCCCUGUAACCCAGCCUGAGAAAGCUCAACCUCCUUGCUAUUACGGCACUCAUGGACUGUGGAGGACAACUGAGCAAGAAGCUACUGUGACCCCAAAACAAGAGUUUCAGCACUUCUCACCUCCUACAGGGGCCUCAGGAAUCCCUACCUCUUACUCAGCUUAUUAUAAUAUCUCUGUGGCCAAGGCAGAACUGCUGAACAAGUUAAAACAGCAGCCUGAGAUGGCUGAGGCAGGCCUGGGAGAGGAGGGAGUUGACUAUGAACUGGCUCAAAAAAAGAUUCAGCUCAUUGAGAGCAUUAGUCGAAAACUUUCUGUCCUGCGGGAGGCCCAGCGUGGGCUACUGGAUGACAUCAAUGCCAACGCUGCCCUUGGAGAGGAGGUGGAGGUCAACUUAAAGUGUCUCUGCAAGUCCAAUGAGUUGGAAAAAGUAUCAUUUGUUUGUGGAGACCUGGACAAAGUGACCAACCUGUUGUUGUCACUCUCUCUGGACGACUGGCCCGGGUAGAAGGCAGCUCUCAGCAUUGAUGCCGAGUCUAACAGGAGAAAAUUUACAGAUGGGUUGGUGCUGAGAGAGAAGAAGCAGCAGCUGACGAACCAGUUGGCAGAUGCCAAAGAGCUGAAGGAGCAUGUGGACCGCAGGGAGAAGCUGGUGUUCAGCAUGGUCUCCCGCUACCUGCCGCAGGACCAGCUCCAAGAUUACCAGCACUUUGUGAAGAUGAAAUCCGCCCUCAUCAUUGAGCAGAGAGAGCUGGAGGAGAAGAUCAAACUUGGAGAAGAACAGCUUAAAUGCCUCAAAGAGAGCCUGCACUUGGGGCCCAGCAAUUUCCUAGUAAUUACAGCAGAAGUGUGCACAUUGCACCAGUGGAAAGGGCCUCAAUCUUUAGGAGCAGUUUGUUAGCCAAGUAUAUCAAAACUACUUAGCAGAUGAGUCCAGCCAUCUACCUUGGCCAGCCAUCAAGGAGAGCCUGGGAAGGCCCCAUGCUUCUCUCCUAUGGAGCUGCAGCGAGGUAUGGCUACACUGCCAUGCUCUUUCUCAGUAAAUGAGACUUAAAAAGUGCCUUCAUCUCUGUACCAGAAUACCAAAGACUUCACAAACUCAAUGCUCUCCCUUGCCACACUACCCUCCUACCCUCUUGAGGUUCAAAGCUAACCACAGUGCAAUUUUCCCUCUUCCCUAGGGGAUAGUGACCUAGCUAGCCAUUGUCCCACACAGAUGUGCUUGAUUUGAAUACAUU
Molecule: messenger RNA, 4950 nt
Organism: Rattus rattus (black rat)
Lineage: Eukaryota; Metazoa; Chordata; Mammalia; Rodentia; Muridae
Gene: Shroom4
Product: shroom family member 4
Biological process (GO): actin filament organization
Cellular component (GO): cortical actin cytoskeleton; apical junction complex; apical plasma membrane
Molecular function (GO): actin filament binding
Source: RefSeq, a predicted model, not a curated record